This is a messenger RNA of Mugil cephalus (flathead mullet), 2910 nucleotides long. RefSeq names its product tetraspanin 4b (gene tspan4b). Gene Ontology annotation, cellular component: membrane. The transcript has 8 exons. The record is from RefSeq and is a predicted model, not a curated record. Lineage: Eukaryota; Metazoa; Chordata; Actinopteri; Mugiliformes; Mugilidae. Bases 327 to 1025 code for a protein of 232 amino acids.
CGCACAUCUGGAAAUAAUCAAGGGCCGAGAGAGAAGGAGGAGGGAGCUCUGUUGGAAAAAGGGAGCAAAGCGAAAGGUGAAACCUCCAAGAUGGAAAUUAUAUAAAGUCAGUUUAAGUUCAGAAUCGGGAGAAAAGAGGAAAGUUAACCAGGGGGGAAAGGCGGGCGGACACGAUCGACCAGAGGAGAAAGAGGAAGAGAAGGAAGGAAAUCAGGUUGAAAAAGCCUCCAGUGUGAAGAAAAGGAAAAAGCAAGAAAAGAUCCCAACCAGAAGAGAAAGGGGGUUUUAAAAAGAGGAGACCGAAGGAGUUAAAACCUGUUCUCAAGAUGUCGGCUUCUCGAAGGUGUCUGUGCUGCGUCAAAUACUUGAUGUUCAUCUUUAACCUCAUCUUCUGGCUAGGAGGAUGUGGAUUGUUUGGCGUUGGCGUCUGGCUGUCCUUCACCCAGGCAGAGUUUUCCUCUCUCCCUCUGUCCUUCCCGUCGCUCUCGGCUGCAAAUCUGCUGCUGGUCGCCGGUGGAAUAACGAUGGUGACGGGCUUCCUGGGUUGUCUUGGGGCCCUUAAGGAGCAGCGCUCCCUGUUGGUCAUGUUCUUUGUGAUCCUCUUGCUCCUGGUCCUGACAGAGGUCGCUCUAGUGUUGGUUGUACACAUCUUCCACGACGAGCUGAAUACAAAAGCACAAGAUAAAUUAAAGGAAGGUAUUAAGAGUUACAACUCAGACCCUGGACUGAAAAAAUCCUGGGACAGCGUCCAGAAAAUGUUCAAGUGCUGCGGAGUGUCCAACAAAACAGACUGGCACAACGUGAUGAAUGAAACGCUGCCUUCGUCCUGCUGCUUGGUCGAGACAACACCUUGUUCCGAAGGAUGGGACGAGCCGUGCUAUGAGAAGGCCAAAGAGUGGCUGCUGAAUAACAUCACCUCCGUCCUGGUGUUUGGAGUGUGCAUUGGUGUUGUUCAGAUCUUGGCCCUGGUCUUCUCCAUGCUGAUGUACUGUCAAAUCCUCUGCGCCGAGAAACACUUGGACUGAACACAAGACCAGAGACUGACUGGCUCAGUGAUAGGAAAGUUCAUCGAGAAAGAACUUCUCAUCCAACAUUUUUUUUUUUUUACUUUUAAAUCCCCCAAAUUGAGACUGGGGGUGCUCAGCUCAGUGGCUUACUUUGGGUUCGGACCUAAAAUGCCCUAAAAGCAUCUGUCAGUGGCUGGUAAAACUUUUAUUAUCUAGGAGCUAAUACGUUACCAUUCUUUCCAUAGAAAAAUGAAUAUGAUACCAGCAACUGUAUUUCUGCAUCAAGAAGAGAGGCAAGGAAAACGUAAUGAAACUUUUCACAUUCCGUGUUCAUAUUGUCAGUAUUUGUAUGAUUCAUCUAAAGUAUGGAGCACGGGAGACCUUUCAAUUUAUUAACCUGCUGUAUGUUAAGACUGGCACUAAAAUGGGGGAAGAUGCUUUCGAUAAGUAGGCCUACUGUAGUAAAAGACCAACACGAUUCAUGUUAAUAAUUUCAUGCAAUGUAUAUUAUUUCUUCAAUACAUGAACUCCUAAAAUGUAUCCGGUUCAUAUCAUUUUACAGCCAUGUCCAAUAUACAUUGUUAUUAUUAUCAUUUCACAUUCAAUAUAUAUAUAUAAUGUCUAAUCAACCAAUGAUUGUGCAACUCCCCUUGUUGAAAACCUAUGACUUAUAGGAUUCUGCAUUGGUCUCUGUCCUUAUCAUCCACAAAUUAAUCUAAUUUUCUGUUGUUUUUUUAAAAUUUUUUUAUUCAAACAUAUGCUGUAGUUAACAUUUUAUGUUGUAGUUCAACAAUACUCGUUUGGCGUUAGUGAUAUAGAGACUUGAAACAUAUUUUAUAAUUAAAACAACAUUAAUUUAAGCCUUGAACAUAUAUAUAGUUAUAUAUAUUUGGGAUAUUCUCGGGUGUUUCAAGCACAAAAUCUAAAGGCAGAGUAAAUUGAAGAAUAAGACAACUAUAGAUGCACACAUGUUGAACAGGGGUGGUGAGCGUCCACUAUGGGGAUUUAUAGAUUUAAAAAAAAGAUGCAGGUAGUUUAUCAUGGUUCUGUGAUUCUUUUACUCAGAAUUAAUAUUGAGAAUCAUAAGGAUUUCUGGUAAAUAACUGGAGGGAGGAAUGAUAAGAAGCAUAAUCUUAAGAUUGAUAUAAAGACUGCUUUAAUUAUACAUUUCCUAAUAUUCAAAGGGAAUCGAUUUAUGUGUAAUAAAUCUUUGCCUCCGUUAGGUGGUAAAUAUGUAGAUAUCUACAUUCUGCGACACUCUCACUAUUGCUACCGAUCAAUAUGAAUAUCUGUCCCUACCUGAUGUUCAAAAAGAAAAGGAGAGAUAAUUAGUUGUGCUUCGCAUUAAUUAAUCUGUACAGAUUGAGCUACCGCAACAAUAAAGCACAAGAAUGGACUUUUAAGGUAAUAAUCAAACGCCAUUUCAAUAUUGUUGAUUUAAGAAGUAAAACUAUAAGUGUGAAAAAAAUAAAAAUUCCAGGCUAUAUCCUUAACAAUUGUGCAUCCUGAAUAGAAGAAAAACAGGAGUGGAAGCUUGUUCAAUCCAAGCCAUGGAUACAAUCUAAUAAUAAAACCUGCUAACUUUACAGAAACGCAGCAGUCGACAAAUAAGGACAAAACAUUUUAAUACACAAGCAUACAAAACAUUUUGGAGUCUUUUAAGUUCAGCAUACAAAAACAUUUUGUACAGUUGGCGUGCUCUUCAAACUUUUGACAACUUUUAAUACUGAAAUCUGAUGCAAUGCACUUUGUUUUUAAAUAAAUAAACAUGUUAAUUUCUCACAAAUUAACCUGGCAUGAUUCACACUGCAAUGAUUAAACGAUACACUUUCCUUUAAUCCCGUCUGCCUGUUUUUUGCCUGCAAAGAUUUCACAAUAAAAGCUGUGUUUAGUUCUUCUUCUA